AUGCUGAAGCUGAUGGAAGUAGUCUUAGAUCCUCAGGGUGAGAGGAACAAUCAAGAAGCAAUAUCCAGGGAUGAUAUCAUUGUUGUCUUGGGUCUAUUUCCUGAGCAGAACGUCUCCUAUACUUGCCUAGUAAGCGUGGUUGAUAAUGCACGGUGCUUGCAAAUUGUUUGGGUUGUGUUGGCUGUUGAAGCCAAGAAAACUAGCUGA
This is a messenger RNA of Eruca vesicaria subsp. sativa (arugula), 207 nucleotides long. NCBI's taxonomy places the organism in Eukaryota, Viridiplantae, Streptophyta, Magnoliopsida, Brassicales, Brassicaceae. The record is from the annotation of a GenBank genome assembly.